CAAAAGGUAGGCAGCUCGCGCCAUAGAUCCCCAGUGGGUCUCUCUCUCUCUCUCUGGGGCAGAAGUGAAGAGACUGGAUCUGGGUGGAUCUGGAUUAAUGUGGAGGAUUAUUUAUACUCUUUUCACGCAGAUCAGGAUGAGAACCGCGCGCUGAUCGAGAGGAAGCGCUGCAGAGCUCUUCUUAUCACUGUUUGGAGUGAAGGAGGGAGCAGCAAUGAAGACGACCAAGCAGUGGGAUGUCCGAGGGGCUGUGGGCCUUGCAGGCGUCUUUCAUUUCCUGCUUUGCUGUGCCUCAGGAUGUCUUCUACCCUUCCUCACCCUGUACCUGCGACAGCUCGGACUGACCGCCUCCAUGACCGGCAUCAUCAUGGCACUCAGGCAUUUGGUGGCUUUGCUUUGGAGGCCUGUCUCUAGCACCCUGGCUAGACGCCACAACAAAAGGCGGGUGGUUAUAAUAGGGUCGGCUAUCUUUUCAGCAAUAGCUGCUCUAAUGCUUUUGGUCUUCCCAGCUACAGGAGUGAGCACAGAGAGCGUAAGUUGUAACGUUAGUCGGCUAAAUGCUAAUCAUACGUUUGAUUCUAGCACUCUGAAACCUCCAACAACUUCCACGUUCUCAAUGCACAAGUUUUCUACACCAUUGGGUAAUUUUACAGAUAGCCAAACUGAAAUUGAGCACAGUCCUCCACUGGUGGUCACCACAUUGGCAUCAACCAAUAACAAAGAGACCUCAAAGAUCUCAGACACCCAAAAGGUUGAAGCAGUUUCUGACCAGUCAAAAGCUGCCAGUCAAAAAGAUGGGCAAGAAUCUCUGGAAACGCCAAGCCAAUCUCCACCAAGCCAACCAGCAGAGAGAAGGACCGGUAGAGCAUUAAAAAAGGGUGAACAACAACAAACAAAGAACGAGUUGGAGUUGAACGUAGUUCGUUCUGAGUUCCUUGGAAGUCUAAAAGUCAUGGAUGCCCAACAUCAGAUGUUCUUCUUGGUGAUGAUUGUCGUAGGCAUAUGGGAGCUCAUGGCUGCACCGUUGGAGUGGACCGCUGAUGAUGGGCUGCACGAGUACCUUGAUUUUGUGGAUGCGACGGAUCGCCACAGGACUGUCAAACCCUGGAGGCUUCUUGGAACUGCCGGUGGUGUGGGAAGCACUGGCAUUCUCGUAAGCAUCCUGUAUUGUGUCUUCGGGACUGUGAUACACUUCUACGCUUACGUUUUGCUCAUGUUUGUGAUCGUGCCUGUUGCUGCUUUGCUGCCUCUUUAUCGCCACAAGCGUGAACGUCUUCCAGGUAGCGGACUGAAGGCUUUGCAGUUGGUGCGAGGCGACUCACGGGCACUGCUCUGUGUAGUCAGUGCCCUUCUUACUGGCAUGGCGGGAUCUGUUCUUGCUGACUUUCUUCCCUGGCAGAUGCAGGACCACGGAGCUACAGAGCUUCAAAUAGGAAUUGCAUUGGCGUUGGCACCUUUGUGCCAGGCUACCUUUGCGCCUUUGAACGGAACUGUAACCCGUUUCCUAAAAUCCCAUGGAAGACUUCUGAUUCUUGCAAUUUUGGGACUCUCUUUUCAAUGCCUUUACUUCUCUUUCCUGUGGACUCCCUGGGCAGCAAUUCCUGCUCAGCUUCUGGCUGGACUUUCAACUGGUGCCCUCUGGUGGGCAGUAGAGGCACAGGGUCUGGACAUUGCUUCUCCAGGUACGGAAAGGGCUGUGCAUCGCGUCUUUGAAACCCUGUCUUUGGAUUUUGGAGCUGGUCUAGGCAGCGUUUUAGGAGGGUUUGUAGUGCAGAAGUUUUGCAUUAGUGUACUCUUCCAGGGAAUGGCGACCAUGCUUGCUUUGUGGUGCGUUGCAUUAGCUGUGUUUCAAUGGAGAAUCCCUCGCCAGCACAGGAUAAACUACUCUCGUCUGCUGGCAGCUGAUGCCAGUGAGGCGAGCGAGUCUGAAUCGGACCAGGAACAGGAAAAUGACUGGCUGGAAAAGGCUAUGAAGGAUGACAAGGGCAACAACAAUUGGAAGAGACUGGAUUAAUAAGGAGUAUACCUGGAGAACCACCUUCUGUAAACACCACUGUCAAGGCGGCCUGUGUAACGUUGUUCCAAGUUACACUUUACGCUUUGUUCCUUUCUAUUCUAAUGGGCAUUUUUACAGGGCAUUAGGGAACAUUAAGAAAUGUUACAUUCACAUUUUCUUUGUUCCAUGUUGAAACUAUGCUACAGCUGGACACUUAUGCCAAUGUUUCUGUCUUUUGUGCCAUUGUAUUUGCCCAUUACUGCAAAUCAAGUUGGACAAUUAUUAAAAGUGAAGAUGCUUA
Molecule: messenger RNA, 2297 nt
Organism: Astyanax mexicanus (Mexican tetra)
Lineage: Eukaryota; Metazoa; Chordata; Actinopteri; Characiformes; Acestrorhamphidae
Gene: mfsd6l
Product: major facilitator superfamily domain containing 6-like
Exons: 2
Coding region: 215-2014 (599 amino acids)
Cellular component (GO): membrane
Molecular function (GO): transmembrane transporter activity
Source: RefSeq, a predicted model, not a curated record